Molecule: messenger RNA, 1923 nt
Organism: Lutzomyia longipalpis
Lineage: Eukaryota; Metazoa; Arthropoda; Insecta; Diptera; Psychodidae
Gene: Tip60
Product: histone acetyltransferase Tip60
Exons: 5
Coding region: 84-1517 (477 amino acids)
Biological process (GO): regulation of DNA-templated transcription
Molecular function (GO): histone acetyltransferase activity
Source: RefSeq, a predicted model, not a curated record
AGUAUUCGCGAGUCAGUGACAGCUAAAAUCUCAAAACAAAAAGUUUGUCUCUCGCAAAAUUUGUGAAAAAUUAGUUAAAACAAAUGCAAAUAAUGGAUGUAGAUGAAGAUGCAUCAUCUAUUUGCGAGUCUACGGCUUCGCUUACGGAAGGAUGCAGACUCCCAGUACGGAUGAAUGGCACAAAUGACUGGCCACUGGCUGAAAUAAUUAGCGUUAAGGAUCACACAGAGCCAAAACUCUUCUAUGUGCACUAUGUAGACUUUAACAAGAGACUGGAUGAGUGGGUGAGUGAAGAUUUUAUGGAUACGAGAAAAGUACAAUUUCCGCGGCGCGAUGGUACAACCACGGGACAAAAUACGGGUGUUACGACACCCAAGAAGCAACCAACAGUACCAACGACGGGUACAACGUCACGUCCCGUAAGUCCUGUAACACCAUCCAGUGAACUCGUCAAUGGGAGUGCAGUUCUUGCGGCAGCGCUGCAAAAGAAAAUGAGUAGGAAAAGAAAGUUGAGCACUGUUGCUCCAGUAAGCACUCCAGUGCCAACCACCCCGUCCGUAGUAGAACCUGAGGAGAAUUCCCAGGAUGGAUCAAAGCAGCUGACACCUCGACAAUCUGGCAGCUUGGUUGCCCAUCACGACGAUGUUGUGACACGAAUGAAGAAUGUUGAAAUGAUUGAGCUGGGUAUUCAUCGGAUAAAGCCAUGGUAUUUUGCACCAUACCCCCAGGAGCUCUGUCAGAUGUCCUGCAUUUACAUCUGUGAGUUCUGCCUCAAAUACCGCAAGAGUAAAAAGUGCCUCGAGAGGCACAUAAAGAAAUGCAAUUUAAAGCACCCGCCUGGAAAUGAGAUCUAUCGCAAGGGUACAAUAUCCUUCUUUGAAAUUGAUGGAAGAAAAAAUAAGGUCUAUGCGCAGAAUUUGUGUCUCCUUGCGAAGCUCUUUCUCGACCACAAGACUCUCUACUACGACACCGAUCCUUUCCUCUUCUACGUAAUGACUGAAUUCGAUAGCCGGGGCUUCCACAUUGUGGGGUAUUUUUCGAAAGAGAAAGAGAGCACAGAGGAUUACAAUGUUGCAUGUAUUCUCACAAUGCCACCGUUUCAGCGGAAAGGCUACGGAAAGUUACUUAUUGAAUUUAGCUAUGAACUAUCCAAAUUCGAGGGAAAAACUGGCUCGCCCGAGAAGCCACUCUCAGACCUUGGACUGUUAUCCUAUCGUAGCUAUUGGGCUCAGACAAUCCUCGAGAUUCUCCUGGCACAGAAGCCAACUGGAGAUCUCGAGAAGCCACAAAUAACAAUCAACGAAAUCUGUGAAUUAACCAGUAUAAAGAAGGAGGAUGUUAUAUCCACUCUACAAAAUCUCAAUUUAAUUAAUUACUACAAAGGCCAAUACAUUGUCUGCCUCACAGCGGAUACUAUUGAGCAACAUACGCAAGCAAUGGAGAAGAGAAAAGUACGGAUUGACCCAAAAUGUCUCCACUGGACACCGAAAGAUUGGUCAAAACGGUCAAAGUGGUGAUGACAUCCAAAAUUUGUUAAAAAUUUUAACGUGUUUCAUUAUUUAAUUGUGUGUCCACGUGUCCGUAUUGAGAAAUUGUAUUUUAAAAACAAAAAUCAUCAUUGUACAUUCAAUGCAAACAUUAGUUAUGUAAUCUAGUAGUAUACAUAGUUAAUAAUUUAGAUUUAAUUAAAGUAGAUUUUAGGGGAUAAAAAAUUCUUUUCCGGAAGGCAAUUUGGAGAACAAACUACAAUUUAAUGUUAUGUUUUUAUAACUACAUAAACAAAAAAAAAGAAAGGUUGAGAUUUCAGGAAUUAAUUGUGUACCAUAGAAAGAAAAGAAAAGCUAUAAAAGUACUGUACAGUUGCUAAAAAAAAUUCUGUCGAAUUUGUAAAAUUUAGAAAAUUAAAUUAUUUUAAUCGCCUAA